Thamnophis sirtalis is the source of this 941-nucleotide messenger RNA. The record is from RefSeq and is a predicted model, not a curated record. Lineage: Eukaryota; Metazoa; Chordata; Lepidosauria; Squamata; Natricidae.
AUGGCUUUAUGUGCCACUUUGGGCAUGCAUGCUAUAGGUUCACACUGGCAUUUCCUGUUUAAACAUGGAUCUGGAUCUUCAGCGAUUUUCAGUGCUGCCAGUCAGAACUAUCCUCUGACUUCUAACACAGUUUACUCACCGCCUCCCAGACCGCUUCCUAGAACGACUUUUUCACGGCCCGCUUUCGCUUUCAACAAGCCUUAUAGAUGUUGCAACUGGAAGUGCACCGCCUUGAGUGCGACGGCAAUCACAGUCACACUGGCCCUGUUGCUUGCUUAUGUUAUUGCAGUACAUUUAUGUGGUCUGACUUGGCACUUGCAACCAGUUGACGGGCAGCUUUAUGAAAAUGGACUCAGUAAAGGAAACGGACUCACAGAAUCUGUGGAUACAACAUACGCUCCCAUUGGAGGCAAAGUGUCGGAUAAAACAGAAAGGAAAGAUAUAGUAUUUCAGAAGGGACAGGCAAUAGACACGGGAGAAAUUGAAAUUGGAGAUCAGGUGAUGGAGACGAUCCCACCAGGCCUCUUUUGGCGGUUCCAGAUCACGAUCCAUCAUCCAUUGUACCUGAAAUUCAACGUCUCCCUGGCAAAAGAUUCCCUGCUUGGGAUCUAUGGCAGGCGCAAUAUUCCUCCCACUCACACCCAGGUAUGUUGUCUACUUUUUAAAAAGUUAACUGUUCCAUAGUGCAUUCUGCUCUCCGAAAUAAUAGAGAGGUUCACUCUUAAAUGGCUCAUUCAAGAACAGCCUUGCUUUUCAAUGUCUUCUGAACUUAAGGAGUCUUUUUUAUCACGAUUCUUUCUUAGCAAUUGAGAAUUUUUUCUUCAUUUUAUGUAAGCAGGCAAGGAGGAAAACAAUUUUGCCAAAUCUAUGAAACGCAGGAAAUCUUCCAACUGUAAUUUUAUUAAACAAUAGACAGUUGCUUAAGGAAUGCAGUGGCUCCG